Molecule: messenger RNA, 7110 nt
Organism: Rhinolophus ferrumequinum (greater horseshoe bat)
Lineage: Eukaryota; Metazoa; Chordata; Mammalia; Chiroptera; Rhinolophidae
Gene: TMEM229B
Product: transmembrane protein 229B
Exons: 2
Coding region: 1458-1961 (167 amino acids)
Source: RefSeq, a predicted model, not a curated record
AGUUGGGACACAAAAGCAAACAUCUGCCAGUACCCCAAUAAGGGGUCUUCCAGCACCCCAGUCUCACUGGCGGCCGGGCGAGACACAGAAAAUAGGACCCACAUGAUCCGCAGUCCGCCAUCUGCACUUGUUAACCCCACUUGCUACCUGCAACCUGCCAUCUGCUUCACUGCCAACCAACCAACCCCCUAGUGUAGCCAUGGAAGUUAUGUUAGUGGCUAAUGGCUAACCGGUAACAGCUGAUAGCCAUCUAAUAACCAAGCCAGCACCUUUUCACGUGAGGCUGAGAGCCUGGAAACUGCUUUCUGGGACUCUGUCCCCACAAACCCUUUCUUGAGCAUUGGCUGUAUUCUUAGUAGUGUGUAUCUAUUAAGAUAGCUCAUUUAUGCUUGCAAUAACUCUCAGAAGUAGGUACUUUUAUUAUCCUCCUUUACCUAUAAGGAAACUGAGGCACAGAGAGGUCAGGUAAGAUGCCCUAAGUCCUGCACGGGGUGGUUAUCAGCCAGGAUGCAAAUCCCCGCAGUUAGGAUCUAGAUCCCCUGUGCUUAACCAUGACACCCUGUGCAAACCUGUGAGUCACGCUUUGCUGUUGGGAAUGGCUCAGGAGGAAGAACCUGUGUGAGGGGUGGACAGCUCUGGAGAUGGAGGUGCUUAGGACAGUCUUCAGAGGAGGAGCUGGCUCUUGAAGGCUUAUGGGUUCAUGGGCCAUGGGUGGGGGUGGGGGUAGCAGUGUUAGCAGUUGGGAAGGGCAGCCCAGGUAGCGAAAACAGCAGUGUGAAGAUCUGGAAGUCAGAAUCUGAGGCAGAGGUGGGUCCCCAAUGGGCUUUGCCAACCAUCCCUAGGGGGUUAAGCCUUACGCUGUAGAUGUUAAAGAUCCACUAAGGGGCUUCAAGUGGGGAGAAACAUUGGAUUUGCAUUUUAGAAAGAUUGCUGUUUCUACACACUCUUUCAUAGUGUGAUGAAUAAAAUGGAAAGGAGCAAGGCAAGGAUGGAGAUGAGUGGGGAGAUGAUUGGAGUCAUCCAGAUAAGAGAUGCCGAGGGCUUGAACCAGAGUUGCAGCAACGAGAAAGAGGAAUGAAGAGGAGAUGAAUUUCAAAGAUAUAUAAGAGGUAGAAAGGACAGGAGCUAAUGGGUGACUUGGUGCUUUGCCAUGUGACUUGCUUCAGCCAAGAUGUCAGUGGGCGUGACUUAACCAGAGUCUUGAAAGGUGCUGGUGCAGUCAGGCUUGCUCACUCUGGUGCCUCUGCCCUUGCCAUGAGAAGAACAUGCUGGGGUUAGUCCCCUGGGCCCAGGAGCAGGAUGAGAGACAAGUGGAGCAGAGCCACACCAACCAAGCAUAGGACAGAGCCUCCAGAGGACUCGUCGUCUCACGGUGGAAGUCUCGAGUUCCAAGAUCUGCCAACCCACAGACACGUGAGCUGUGAUAAUAAAUGAAGUAGCUGGCCCAGGUCUGAGCCAUGGCUUCCGCGGAGCCCCUGACAGCGCUGUCUCGCUGGUACCUGUAUGCCAUCCACGGCUACUUCUGCGAGGUGAUGUUCACGGCAGCCUGGGAGUUCGUGGUGAACUUUAACUGGAAGUUUCCAGGGGUCACGAGUGUGUGGGCGCUCUUCAUCUACGGCACCUCCAUCCUGAUCGUGGAGCGCAUGUACCUGCGCCUGCGGGGCCGCUGCCCGCUGCUGGUACGCUGCCUCAUCUACACGCUCUGGACCUACCUGUGGGAGUUCACCACCGGCUUCAUCCUGCGCCAGUUCAACGCUUGCCCCUGGGACUACUCGCAGUUCGACUUUGACUUCAUGGGCCUCAUCACCCUGGAGUACGCCGUGCCCUGGUUCUGCGGGUCCCUCAUCAUGGAGCAGUUUAUCAUCCGCAAUACCCUCCGCCUCCGCUUUGACAAGGACGCAGAGCCCGGGCUGCAUGGAGGCCCCCUGGCCCUGGCCAAUGGCCACAUCAAGACUGACUGAGUGGGGGGCUUGUGGGCGGGCUGUGGGGGGUCUCUCAGGGACCCUGUGGAGAAAGGUACCAAGCUGGUGGCAUUGCCCCUUGUGUACAGCACAAGCCCUGCCCCAUCCCGGCCUCACCCCUGUAGGGCACACACUGCCCCCAUUACCUCCAUUGAGGACGGGUUGUGGGGGUGUGGUGUUGAGGCACAGAAGGGCUUUGGAAAUGGUCCAUGGAUCUCUACCCAGCUCAGAGGCAGGCGGCAGGAGACCUAUGGCUUAGCAGCGACUAGGCUACAUGGGUGACUUUGGAAGCAGCAGGCCAUGUCCUGGCUAAGGGACACAGAAGUGGGGCAAAAGGUGGGAGGCCAGGUCUGAGGAGGCUUUGGGCUGCUGCCUCGGCCACCUGGUGCCCUCUCACCUGGGUUCGUUGGGCUUUGGCUGGUUCCAUUAGGCAAUAUUCAGGUGCUUGCUUGCAACCAAUACCUCCCCGGGGGCCUGCUGAGCUGCAGCGUAAGGAGAGACUGGGCAACCAGGAGGCUGCUUGGCAGCCAUGCUGGUCUGCAUGGGCUGGGUGGCCUUCCCUUGGCUCCUCUCCCUUCCCCCAGGGCCCACGCUGCUUUCUUGGCCUUCUGGGGGCCCCCUGGUGCUGGAUACCCACCAACCUUGGGCUUUUGGAGGUUUCAAUCCCUGUGUGUUUGGUGGUGUUUCCCCUUUUUCUCUCUUAUUUUCAAGGCCUUUAUCCAUGUCAAUCACCCCACCUACCCCCAACCCCAACUACCUAACCAACACAGCAGCUGCCAGAGGUAGAACCCUGAGACAGACCCUGCCUGCCCUCUGCAGCCUUCCCUCCACUACUACCCCAGUCUGGUGGGCUGUGGCAGUACCCCUGGUGCUCUUCUCCAUCCAUGCCCCCUCCCCACAGUGGCCCAGCUGAAAAACGAAUGAUAUCCACAACACAUAGUCAGGCCAACAUGGGCCUCACAGAUCCACAAUGGGGACCUACAGACAAAUCAGUGUGUAUGUUUGGUGGGGGGUGGUAAAGGCGCACCGGACUGGUUUAUUUCAAGCCAGUCGGGGGCAAUCUAGCAUUCUAGGGGUUGGAAGAACAGUAUCCGUUGUUGGAGACCCAUGGAGAAUGAGUGAGGGAGAAAAAGAUGAAGGCCUCUCAGCUUUGGGAGGGUCUUUGGAGCAUCCUUGGUGGGAAGGGGUCAGUUCUGGUUCUGCCAUAGCCCCAGCCCUGCAGCAAAACCUCCUCAGGGCUACCCCUCCCCACCCCUCCCCGCAAUGCUGACACUUUGGGCUUGCUCCUUAAACAGUGUUACCCUGCCACGCUCAUGAGCAUUGUCAUCUUGAUUGCCCUGCCUUCCUGGUGACAGGUAUGUUGCUGGCAGUGGAUAGGACAAUCCUCAUUCCAGCCCACUUCCAGCUCGGGCCCCUACUCCCCAAGAGGAGGGGUCCAUCAGAAUGCAGCCUGUCCCAUGGUACACGGUCGCUUCUUGACCACACUAGGACUCCUAGGUAGAAAGUAGCCUUUCCCUUUUUAUAGAACAUUAAAAAGUGAUAAUACCACCUGUGAAGAGAAUCUCCUCUUCCUUGUUACGUUGUUCCACCUAGAUCAUGCAGAUAACACCAGGCCAGGACAGCUGGGAUGGGUGUGGGCAGGAGUCGUGUCUCGGAGUGGGAGAAAGGCUGGGAGACUCUGUCUUUGGCAGGGUCUGACCCUGCCCAGGACAGGAUGAAGAGCAUUUCCCAGACUCUGUGUCCUGGGCAGGCUCCUCAAGUCCAGGCACUAACUACAUCCUGCAGGGGCCAGCCCUACCUUUGAUUUUACAGUGGCCCCAAUUCCAAGGCUUUGGGGCUUCCAGGGAUCCAGGCUUCCAGGGAUCUGUGAACAGAUGGAGGGGAUUCCAGAGCAAGAAUAUUGUCCGGCUUCCCUGUUCCCUCUCAGUAAUUGUUUCCUUGGUACUCUCCCCCAACCAGGGGGAUCUCAGGCUCCUGGAUCCCAACACCCCUGCAGGCCCCCAUGUGAGCCUCUAGACCACACUGCCCACCUUUGCUCUCUUCUUCCAUGACAGAAUCUGGUGGUCAGCUUGGUGAUGUCUCCCAGCAUAAAGCCUCCAGAAUUCUCAGCCUGACCAAGCCCUUAGAUGGCCCACCAGGUCUGGCCACUCCAGAUAUUGCCCUAUGGGCAUUCCUUGGCACCAUCUUCUCUCUGGAUCCUAUAAACUUCCAAAUAUGGGAGGUUCCAGAGUACACCUGCCUGGCUGGCAAUGUGUUUCUGCUUCAUUCAGGUUCCCCAUGGUUCUUAUUGUCCCUCAUAGGGCACAGAGCCCCCCAGCAAAGGGAGGCAAUGAGCCAGGGCUUGACCACAGGAUUUGUAGGUUCAGAGCUCAGUGGUGAUAGCCCAGAAUUCAACUCUUCUUUUUUGGGUAUCCUCAGGGUCCCAAAUACCUUAGUGCCCAGGGACUAGAAAUUUGGAGUAAUCCCAGACCUGCUGAGCAGUGGGGGUGCUGGGAGGGAGAGUCAGCUUGCUGUUUGUGAACGUCUGGUAUCCUGGGCCUCUCUCCACUGGCCAUGGCAGCAUUGCGAGUUACAGAUCACCAUGUGUGCUGCCUUGCAUGGUUGAACCGCUUCUGAUGUCUGCUAGGCAUCCUGUCCCUUGUGCCCUGUUCCCUCUGAUGCCAGUGAGUCCUAAUGGCCUCACAAAAGCCUAUGCUUAUUCUCAGCAAUAAUACCUAGGGAGUACCCAGGAGUCCUAUUGUCCUGCUCCCUUGCCUUCUGCAUGGGUCUCCUGGGGAGGCAGCCACUGAGUGGGUCAGUCCAUGAGAACCUGUGUUUAUGAAGUUCUGGGCUGUACAGACAUAAUUGCAGGGGAUGCAAAGAGAGGCCCAGCCCCAGAGGAGCGAUGGCUAAGGCAGGGAGAGCACCUUUCACCCUGCGGCCAUCCUAGACUUAUUCCUGGCUCUGCAAAGGGUUGUUGAGGUGGGUGGGACUGUCUCCCAACUGCGGCAGCUCUUCAGAAGGACACACGACUGGUUUGUGCACCCAUUGCCUGCUCUGUCUCCAUUGAUCUCUUUGUCUCUUUCUUUUCACAUUCGUGCACAUAAAAUAUACUGGUGUUUGUGUUCCAGGACUGGCUCUGACCCAUCUCUGUUUCUUCUAUUUUGGAGUCUCUUUUACAGCCCGGUAUCACACUGUCCUGAGCCAAAGGACUGCUGGGGGGAGCCACCCUGUGAGGAGGGCAGGUGGUACUUCUUGCCAGUCUUUUUCAUUGUGUCUGCUCUGACCCUCUCUGGUAACCUGAGUUCUCCACCCAACCCCCCAUACCCCACCAGCCGCAUAAUCUGGUCCAGAACUUACUUUGGUCCCAGGAUGCAAGGCAGAUGGGGAGUCCUGGGCAAUUUUUGCAUUUUCUCCCAUCAGACGUAGGCACGUUCCCUAUUUUACAGCAGAGGUCUGGUGGCAACCAGCUUGCAAACCCAAUGUACUACAUCAUGUGUUUGUUUCAGUGUAAGCAGAAGACACUUUGGGAAGGAUUCGUGUUGAAUCAGGUAUCCUUUUGGACUUUGAUGAGAUUUGGAUGUCCUUAGAGUCCAGCCCAUCCAAAUGAUAUUCAUAAAGAGAAAUUAGUGAGUGGGAGAGUUGGGGGAGAGACGGGGUUAUAAGGAAGGAGGGAUGAGAUGCCAUUUGUAGCCAAGACAAACAAUUGGCACAAGGAUCCCUCUUUGUGGAGGGAGGGUUGUGAAAUUUUGGCCUCUUGCAACCCUGGGUUUAAGGAUGACACCACUCCUUCCUAGUACAUUUUGUUUAUGCCCUGGGCCUUUUCCCUUUGAUCCUAUUUCCUUCUCUUGAGAUUAAGCCUGGGCCCCUAAAGGUAGGUGUUCUCAGAGGGUUUGAAACUACCAGAUGAUAUCUUUCUCUUUCUGAAAACUCAGAUGGGCCUGAGAAUUGACCUGGUUAGUUCUUCAGUUUCUUAUUGGACAGCUACAGUGAGUGAGCCCUGGACCAGGCUAGAUACUGGGGUGCUAGUCAAGGAGAAAGACGUUGCACGGAUGCUCACGCAGAUUGUUAUAUCACUAUGAUGUUGAUAGUCCUCCAAAGAAAAAGCCCCCAACAGAGGAAUAUGACUCAUCUACAGGGAAGGGAAGGGCUCCCCAGGGAAGGGACACGGCAGAACUGAAGGCCGAGUACCGGUGCUUUCAGAGGUGGGCUGGCUUCUCGUUGUCUGGAAAUGCAGAUGGUGACUGUACAGAAGAAAACAAAGCCAGCACACAGUGGGUGCUUUAAAGAACUCUUGAUAACUGAAGUCUUAUCGAUGGUCAGCCUCAGUAAGCCUACCCUAAAGGCAAGGCUAAAUGUUCUAGAGCACCAAACCUCUUUUGGGAACCUGAAGCUAGGAAUCCUGUUUGAAUAACAACCAUCCCUGCCAUAACUGUGCCCACUACCAUAAAGCAACUCACUGUCCUACUUCUCUUUUCCAACUUAUUAGUCCCUGCAGAGGCCUGCCCGCAUCCCAGCUUCACUCUCAGAGUCUUUGGACCUUGGCCAAAGACCCAGCUCCAUUGAUCUGUCUGUCUGUCGCUUCACGCUGGGGAUACACUUUCUUGAUGUGGGAAAAAGUGUCCUUUCAGUGCUAAACAGUGCAGAGAAGAGUCCACUGAUAGCCUAGUCUGGCUCCUUGCCUGUCACAAUAACACCUUCCAAACAGAAAGGAAGCUUUCUGGUUUAUAAGGGUCCACUGAUGACAAAAGGUCUGGAGGCGGAAGCUUCUUAAUUUUAGAAUGGGGUUGUAUUCGUUUUCUAAGGCUACCAUAACAAAGUACCACAGACGGGGUGGCUUAAAACAACAGAAAUGGAGGCCAGAAGUCCAAAAUCAAGGUGUCAACAGGAAGCUCUGGAGGCUUUAGGGGAGAACUGUUCUUUGUCUCGUCCAGCGUCUGCGGCAUUUCUCAGCUUUCUAGGCUUAUGGCAGCAUUACUCCAAGUUCUGUUCCGUGGCCACACGGACUCAUCCUCUUCUGUCUCUGUCUUCUCUUCUGCCUCUUAUAAGGACACUUGCCAUUGGAUUUAAGGCUCAUCUAGGUAAUCCAGGAUGAUCUCAUCUCAAAAUCCUUAAUUACACCUGCAAAGACCCUUUUUCCAAAUAAAGUCACAUUCACAUGUCCCAGUGA